UUCUACAUACAUAUAUAUAUGUAUAUAUAUACCCUCAUUGUCGUUGAUCACUUCCAAAAAAAACACGCUGACAAUGGAGAGAUACAGACUCAGAGCAAACUUCAACCCCAAUCUCUCUCAAACACUCUCCAUUCAAACGAACCCCCCAUCUCAUAUCUCUCUCCCUCCAAAAACUCCAAUCACCCGCCGAGUCUCCGCCGCUGACGAUGCAGAUAUCUGCGUCUUCGAUGCCGAGCGAUACUUCAAAGAGACCUGCGAUCCAUUGACCAACCCGCGAGACUCUUCGGUCUCGUCGGUGGACGGAUAUGCGAAAAGUUAUCGGUCAUUUCGAUCGGCAACAACUCCGACUCUGUCAUCAGAGGCGAGCUGGAACAGUCAGUCAGGGCUUUUGAAGAACCCCCCUCGUUCUGUUAAUGUUAGUGUGAGAGCUUUUCCUUUGAAUGAGAAGAGAAAGAAUGGGUUGUGCCGGAGAUUUUUCGGCCGAAACUGUCCCUGUUACGGGAAAAAAUCGGUUGACGUUGAGGAGAAAAGUGCGGAAUCUAAGAGUACUCUUCGAGUCGGUGCGGAUAAAGUGAGUACUGAUGGAAGUACUUUGGGCAGUAAAGAUUCAGUUGAGGGAGUGGCAAAGUUGAAAUUAUCAGCUGGAAUUUGGGCAAAAGACUCUAAAUGUCUCUCGCCCAAGGUCGGUCCCCGGAUAGUGAACUCCGCGCCGACGUUCACCGAGUCUGCUGGAUUCUCCUUCCCGAUACUCGCCCCGCCGCUGCUUCCGCCGCCGGAAACGGAACCGGCGAUGAUGAUCCGCCCCGCGCCUCGCUCGAGUGUUCCGGCCGGCAAUGAGACGGCGAAGAUCAGAGGUCGGGCCGAGUUUCUCCGAAGGCCGCCUCCGUUUCGCCGGAGCGAUGACGUGGCGAGUGACACAAGCUCGGACCUGUUCGAGAUCGACAGCUUCUCGACGAACUCCGGAGCUCCGUCGCCGGGACUCGCUCGACGAGUUUCCGAGGAUGACGGGGACCCCGUCAGAGAUCCCUCGGGGUGGGGAGCUGGACUGACGACCGAGGCGUCGGUUGCACCGAUGAGUGCUAUCCGCGAGCGAGGUGAGCGUCGUGUGGAGCGUGACGGACAGCUGACGGAGGGUUCGAUCUGA
Asparagus officinalis (garden asparagus) is the source of this 1144-nucleotide messenger RNA. RefSeq names its product protein PHYTOCHROME KINASE SUBSTRATE 4. The record is from RefSeq and is a predicted model, not a curated record. The transcript has a single exon. The coding region runs from base 74 to 1144 and encodes 356 amino acids. Gene Ontology annotation, biological process: phototropism. Lineage: Eukaryota; Viridiplantae; Streptophyta; Magnoliopsida; Asparagales; Asparagaceae.